GUUUGGAGAAUCGAGAUUACUCGUGAACGAAAAAUAAUUUUUAUUCACAGUUUUUAGUGCCAUGAAAAUGUCGUCGAUUCGAUGUGCAUGUGGACUUGUAGCUUUCUUUACCCUUUUCUGCUUUGUUGUUUCUGACGACAGUCAAGCUGGAGGGAAACACAACCCUUUACACGAUUCAAAAGUCACACACGACAAAGACCAUAUUAAGGAGCAUCUAAAGGAUGAGAUUGAUCUCAAGGAUGAACAAAUGUCUGAUGAAGAUUUACAAUUCCACUACUUUAAACUACAUGACUAUGACCACAACAACAAAUUGGAUGGUAUAGAACUCAUGAAUGCAAUGACGCAUUAUCAUGAUGAAGAUGGCGAUGGUAAAAACCCACAUUACACUGAUGAUGAAAUGGGACACAUGAUAGAUCAGAUUUUAGAUGAAGAUGACCUUAACAAAGAUGGCUAUAUCGAUUAUCCAGAAUUUGUGGCAUCACAGAAAUCUUAAGAAGCAAAAACUUUUUAUCUACACACUGUUUCAGUGUUUCAAUGACAUUUAAUUGAUACUAUUAAUAUAUGAGCUUGAGAAAACAGACAUUUCUAUCAACCUCUUAAUAAUUUCUCCUCUGAGAAAAAUAUCUUAGAUUCAAGUUGGAUAUUUGCAUCUUCCAACUAUUUUCGUGGCAAGGAAACCUACCCCUGCUUUAUUAUGCCAGUAUUCCCCCCCCUCUAUAAAUGUGCCUCUCAUCCCCUUAAAAUCCAAAUAUGCUUUAAAUUAGCACAGGGAAGGGUGGGGUCUUAUUAGCCAAUUUUUAAUUUAGCCAGCUACACAGACAUUGCUUAGUGGAAUUUGUCAGCUUAAAUCUCCACUGUUUCUAUGUAGUGUAGGAAAAGAGUAGGUCAUGUAAAGGUGUCCUCUUGUUUCAGGCUAUUUACAUAUUUUUUUCUUUACAACAAGUUAGUUAUUUUGAGUUUUACACCAAGAGAUAUUAAGAUACAGUCUAAAAAUCAAAAGUGCUUAUGGUCAUGUUUUACACUUUUGCGAGAAUCAAACAUAGGAUUCAUAAUAAGAUAAGAUUUCAGUUUCCAGCUUUACAUCAAGGAUACAGUUUAUGAUUAAUGAAGCUCAUUAUGAUGAAUGUUUACAUUUUAAUGCCUUUAUAUAAAUUUUUAACGUCUCAAAAAUACACCAUUGUUUGAUUUUAUCAGUCUUCAGUCUUAGAUUCAACGACAUUUAAAGGGAUGUACAUGAAGACUGUAGAGUAGGAACUGGGUUAGAGUUACUGGUGGCCAGCACUGGAUCCUAGAAAACAUUGUUCUUGUUUCCCUAUAUUCCCACAAUCUUUCACUUUAUAACUUUGCAGACACUGUGAGAAUUUUUGUGAUGAAUGAGGCAGUUAUCUUGAGGACAGCUCCUUUCCUGAAUGAUAUGCCCUUUUUUGCUUUCAUUAGCACUAGGGGAAGGAAGCUGUGCACUUAUCUUUACCCCCAGGAAGAGUGAAUUACAGAAUACCUUAAACUGCUGCUUGCAAGCCCUCCCACUUAAAAGCCCUUAUGGUUAUAGGCCAAUCUACCUGUAAAUAAAGUAUUCCGAUUACAAGCCCCCGAAUAUAAGCCCCUGAUUAUAAGCCCCCCUCUAGUUUAAAAUGAAUGUUUUCGAUGUAUUAUGAUGUUUUAAAGCUUAAUUAAAAACCAGCAUAUGAAAAAAGUA
Molecule: messenger RNA, 1696 nt
Organism: Orbicella faveolata
Lineage: Eukaryota; Metazoa; Cnidaria; Anthozoa; Scleractinia; Merulinidae
Product: multiple coagulation factor deficiency protein 2 homolog
Molecular function (GO): calcium ion binding
Source: RefSeq, a predicted model, not a curated record